UAGAGAAGACGAGAGUCUGACAGAGCAGAUCCUGUGAGAGAGGCAGGAGGGAGGCCGACUUUCAUUUGUUGUUUUCCUGAACCUGCGAGCCAGCGACACUUCAUCCGAAAGCCUCUGUCGGAUUUUAAAAAAACAACCUGGAUUUCUCUUUUAAUUCAAGAUUUAUCAUGAAGCUCAUCCUGUUGACAGUGUCAGCGCUGCUCCUGCUGGUAGGAGAGGGUACAGCAGACAGAAUCCUAUCCAGGAGGACCAAGAGGGAGCUUGCCAGUCCUCUCCAUGUUGGUGGCAUCAGGGACCCACGCGGCUCGUACUGUGAGAGGAGAGGAGGCUGCUGCCCGGGCAGAGACGACCUGUGCACGGUGCCCUACCUGGACACCAUCUGUUACUGUGACCUGUUCUGUAACCGCACCGUGUCCGACUGCUGCCCUGACUUCUGGGGACACUGUUUAGGCGUGGAGCCUCCUUUCAUUGGCAGCUGCGAAAGAAAUGGAAACAGGUUCCUUACAGGGCAAACAUACAAAGAAAACUGCAAUUUAUGCACAUGUGGGACUACAGGACGAUGGGAGUGUGAGCAGAACGCCUGUCUGAUGGAGUCUGACAUGAUCCAUGCCGUCAACAGAGGAAACUAUGGGUGGAAGGCUUCAAACUACAGUCAGCUGUAUGGCAUGAGUCUGGACGAGGGGAUCCGGUAUCGUCUGGGCACACAGAGACCCUCCAGGACUAUUAUGAACAUGAAUGAGAUCCAGAUGAACAUGGAUCCUCAGAGUGACAGUCUGCCACUCUACUUCAGCUCAGCAGAGAAGUGGCCCGGGAAGAUUCACGAGCCACUGGACCAGGGCAACUGUGCAGCUUCCUGGGCUUUUUCAACUGCAGCUGUGGCCUCGGACAGAAUCUCCAUCCAGUCGAUGGGUCACAUGACUCCUCAGCUCUCGCCCCAAAACCUUAUUUCCUGUGACACACGCAACCAGGGGGGCUGCGCCGGGGGCCGCAUCGAUGGAGCCUGGUGGUACCUCAGGCGUAGAGGAGUGGUGACGGAGGAAUGCUACCCCUACCGACCCCCGCAGCAGACGCCAGCAGAGGUGGGACGCUGCAUGAUGCAAAGCCGCUCCGUUGGCCGGGGGAAGAGGCAGGCCACGCAGCGCUGCCCCAACUCGCACAACUACCAAAACGACAUCUACCAGUCCACGCCGCCGUAUAGGCUCUCAUCCAGCGAUAAAGAGAUUAUGAAGGAGAUUAUGGAUAAUGGCCCCGUGCAAGCUAUUAUGGAGGUCCACGAGGACUUCUUUGUCUAUAAGAGUGGGAUCUACAAACACACUGACGUCAGCUUCACCAAACCUCCACAAUACCGCAAACAUGGAACACACUCAGUCAGGAUCACUGGGUGGGGAGAGGAGAGAAACGUUGAUGGGACGUCAAGAAAAUAUUGGAUCGCUGCCAACUCCUGGGGAAAGAACUGGGGAGAGAGCGGUUACUUCCGAAUUGCUCGCGGGGACAAUGAGUGUGAGAUCGAAGCAUUUGUGAUCGGAGCCUGGGGCAGGAUCACAAUGGAGGACAUGAAAAACCACCAGCACCACCAUCAUCGUCGACACAUUUAAAGACACGCCAGAUUAUUUUUUUUAAAUCCCAUCUAUAGUCAGGUGUUACCCCAGGGGAGAACCACAUCCAGAGUCUGAGAACUUCACCACUUCCCCUUGUCCACCAGGCUGGAGGGGGGGACAACACCAAAACCAGCCCCAGAGCCCCUGAAUCUUCUCCUUUCUCACCUCACUUCACUCUGGGGAUUAAUACAACUCCUCCCCUCCUCAGUCUUCAACCUUUUAAGAGAGCGACCUUUCCCUCUUCUCCCUCAACUCAAGGUUUAUGGCACCAAAAACAGAGAAAAACUAAGCUCCAGUGCUUUAAUGUUGCCUCACAACGAAGCACCUCAGGUACCGACUGCUCCAAAGACUUCCCAGAAACCUCAGUCAUUUCUGGUGAAGCCAUGCUCAUGUCACGUAGGUUGAUGACACAAGGAGAAGCUCAAUCUGAUGCUUUCAAGAGUCAACCUGAAACUUUAGUCGUCUGCAGCUCUGCAUGCUAGAAUCCAGAGGGACGCGGUUACAGAGGGACAGCGUAGAAACGAGGAAACGCGAGAGCCAGAUUAUUAGAAAUCAGACCUGUUCAGAGGGACACACCCAGCUUAACCUUGUAAUGUGAUAAUAUGUCACUGGUCUUAGAGGACACACACGUUUAGAGUUAGUUUCUCACACAUUCCAGUAAAAUCGGAGAAUCCAGCAGAGGAAACAUGAGGUGAUUUGUGAGUAUGCAAUUACAAAAAAUUCUGACUUCAAAAAACCAAAUACCGUUAGAUUUUGUUGACGCACUGUGAUGGGAAGGACAGCGUCAGUGGUUAAACAUGUUUCUUCUGUUAUUCGGCUGCAGGUGAAUUCAAUUAUUUUCAGCCAGGACAGAUGAAAAAUGUCACCAACAAUUAAAGGCAUACAAAUAAACGCCAUGCUGUUUUUUUCUGACCCCGGGGCACCAAGUCAUUUAAGAAAUAAAAACACUGAAGCGUCAAAGAAAAAAGAAACCACAGUUAUAUUGACCACUGCAAAAGAAGGUGUUUGUGAAUAGUCGUCUUAAAAUGCUUUUUUUCUGUGUACACUGUUACAAUUCGAGAUCAAGUUGUUGUUAUUUUUUUUGCCGCGUCACAUGUUAAAGUUUUAUUUUACUACUCAUGUUUUAAAUGUACUGUAUGUAGUAACUCUCACAACACACACAUCACUCAGCUGCUUUUCUGCUUCUGCAUAGCUGUAACUGUUCAGGAGGAUGAGGAGGGGGAGCUGCUGCUAAAUCCAGUCUGUCCUACAAUAUGUCUGUCUUUAGUUUUAAUGCAUUUCACAUGUAAUAAACACGUAAAGCCACUUCUCACUGGUGCUGAAAAAGCGCUUCAUGUCACGCAGGUUGACGAUAAACUGUUUAGCAUUUUAAUGUUCUCAUUUUCAUUUUCAUUUAGUUUUGUUUCGCGUUCUGCUGGAAAUCGAACAUGUUCCGACUCAUCGGCCCUGCUACUGUGUCACGGCACUUUGUGAUGCCUUCAUUUCAGCAUGAUUGCAGGCACAUUGAGGGACUUUCACAUAGUUUUCGAGCACAGCCUCACUUGAAAAGGAACACAUGCUAUAUUAUUACCACUUACCUUAAAUUACAUCCCAGUGUGCUUCAGCUGUAACUUCAAAAAGAGCCUUUCUAUUUCUCUAUCAGCAGCUCUUGUGAUCUUUAAGGUCCCUACAUAGUCUCCCUCAGGCAUGGAUAGGUAGAUGGACGUAAAAGCAAAGAGAAAUGUUCGGAUGGUCACACAUUGUGUAAUGUGGUGGAGGCGGCUAUAGAUGGAUGAAAGUGGUUCGUGCAUAUUUCUCAUGCAACGUACUGAGUGUUUGCUUUCAGAUUGAUAUGAGCAAAGGCAGAGGAGGGAACAGGAGCGGUCCAUCAACAUGAGGUGCACAACAGGUUUAUAAUAAAUGACAAAACACAGAGAAUAAUGUGAAACAUCUGCAGCCUGAGGAGGAGAAGCUUCAAAUAUAUGUUUUCAUGUGCUAGUUCCUUUGGUGACUGGUUUAGAGAUGAAGAGUCAUUUACACAGAGUAUUUCAUGACGUCCUAGUUAUUUGUGGGACAAACCAAUGCCGUGUUACUUAAGUGCACCUUAACAGGGGAAGCAUAGUUGCAGACAGUGUAACUGAUGUGGAGCAGGGCCUGAGAAGAGCAGACAACUUAGUUUUCAUUCAGAUGUUAGUUGAAUCUGACCAAAGCUGGAAUCUUAUUUCAUUUCCAUUGUGCAGAGACAUCUUGUUGUCAGUGUUGGUUUGUUUUGCCGACAUUAAGUUGGAUUAAUGAUCCUUCAGCUUCAAGCUUGGACCUAACUGCUAUAUACAGCAUUGAAUAGCUUAACAUAUGUAAAAGGUUCAGAUGGGACCAAUAACAAUAGAUAUUAUCUGCAAAACCUAUCCUUAUGGAUUCAUAUCAUAGACAUUAAUGUUAACUUCAGCUAAACAGUUUUCUCCAACUACACAACCUCUCCUCUAAACCCCCCCCCCCACAGAGCUGCAGCAGACAUCUGCUCACAAGUUGUGUAUUUUAUGUAAAAUGAACCACUUAGUCACUGAUGUGUAGACUUUAUUUAUGACGAGAUGCGUAAAUUAUAUACUUUUAUUCUUCUUUGUUUUCCCUGUGCAAUGUUUACUAUCUCACUGUCUCUUUGUAUCUCCUGUAUUGUGUGCACCAAACGCAAAUACCACAUUAGUGUUCACUUGUGCAGCACAAUAAAGUCUUUCUGAAACA
Messenger RNA from Hippoglossus stenolepis (Pacific halibut), 4316 nucleotides. RefSeq names its product tubulointerstitial nephritis antigen-like 1 (gene tinagl1). Gene Ontology annotation, biological process: proteolysis. The record is from RefSeq and is a predicted model, not a curated record. NCBI's taxonomy places the organism in Eukaryota, Metazoa, Chordata, Actinopteri, Pleuronectiformes, Pleuronectidae. Gene Ontology annotation, cellular component: lysosome. Gene Ontology annotation, molecular function: peptidase inhibitor activity; cysteine-type peptidase activity. The transcript has 12 exons. Bases 168 to 1595 code for a protein of 475 amino acids.